Molecule: messenger RNA, 1940 nt
Organism: Andrographis paniculata
Lineage: Eukaryota; Viridiplantae; Streptophyta; Magnoliopsida; Lamiales; Acanthaceae
Product: UDP-glucose 6-dehydrogenase 1
Exons: 2
Coding region: 170-1612 (480 amino acids)
Biological process (GO): glycosaminoglycan biosynthetic process
Cellular component (GO): nucleus; cytosol
Molecular function (GO): UDP-glucose 6-dehydrogenase activity; NAD binding
Source: RefSeq, a predicted model, not a curated record
UUGUCUUUUCAUCAUCGACCCGGCCGCGACGAGCGCGGGGUGGGGCGAGAUGUCGUUUCGACUAUUUAAACGAAUCUUCCAUGGUGAUGUUUGAGCUCGCACAUUCUCUUCUCAACGCCCAUUCACUCGCAGCGGAUUGUUUACAAGUGCGAUUCUGAGGAGACUGAAAAUGGUGAAGAUUUGCUGCAUCGGAGCCGGGUACGUCGGAGGCCCGACGAUGGCCGUGAUUGCUCUCAAAUGUCCCAAAAUUGAAGUCGCAGUUGUCGAUAUCUCCGUCCCUCGAAUCGCGGCCUGGAACAGCGAUCAGCUCCCCAUCUACGAGCCCCGCCUCGACGAGGUCGUUAAGCAAUGCCGCGGCAAGAACUUAUUCUUCAGCACCGACGUCGAGAAACACGUCGCUGAGGCAGACAUCGUCUUCGUCUCCGUCAACACCCCGACCAAAACCCGAGGCCUCGGAGCCGGAAAAGCCGCAGACUUGACCUACUGGGAGAGCGCUGCCCGUAUGAUCGCCGAUGUUUCCAAAUCCGACAAGAUCGUCGUCGAAAAGUCGACCGUCCCUGUCAAAACCGCCGAGGCCAUCGAAAAAAUCCUGACCCACAACAGCAAGGGGAUCAACUACCAGAUUUUAUCGAACCCGGAAUUCCUCGCGGAGGGGACGGCGAUUCAGGAUCUUUUCAAUCCCGACCGGGUCCUCAUCGGGGGCCGGGAAACGCCGGGGGGCCAUAAGGCCGUUCAAGCGCUGAAAGACGUCUACGCCCACUGGGUUCCCGAGGAUCGGAUUCUCACAACCAAUUUAUGGUCGGCCGAGCUGUCGAAGCUCGCGGCGAACGCGUUCUUGGCGCAGCGGAUCUCGUCCGUCAACGCCAUGUCCGCUCUCUGCGAGGCGACCGGCGCCGAUGUCUCCCAAGUGUCGUACGCCGUCGGGAAGGACACCCGGAUCGGGUCGAAGUUCCUCAACGCCAGCGUCGGGUUCGGCGGCUCCUGCUUCCAGAAGGACAUCCUCAACUUGGUCUACAUCUGCGAGUGCAACGGCUUGCCGGACGUCGCCGAGUACUGGAAACAGGUGAUCAAAAUCAAUGACUAUCAGAAGACCCGGUUCGUCAACCGCGUCGUCGCGUCGAUGUUCAACACCGUCUCCAACAAGAAGAUCGCGGUCCUCGGGUUCGCCUUCAAGAAGGACACGGGCGACACGCGGGAGACGCCCGCGAUCGACGUCUGCCAAGGCCUGCUUGGCGACAACGCCCAGCUCCGAAUUUACGAUCCUCAGGUCACCGAGGAUCAGAUCCAACGCGAUUUGUCGAUGAAAAAGUUUGACUGGGACCACCCGCUCCACCUCCAGCCGAUCAGCCCGAGCGCCGUCAAGAAAGUGCAGUGCGUUUGGGACGCGUACGAGGCGACGAAAGACGCGCACGCCGUCUGCAUUCUGACCGAGUGGGAAGAGUUUCGGAAGCUCGAUUUCCAGAAGAUUUACGACAAUAUGCAGAAGCCAGCGUUUGUUUUCGACGGCAGGAACGUCGUCGACGUCAAUAAGCUUCGGGAGAUCGGAUUCAUCGUCUACUCGAUCGGAAAGCCCCUCGACCCUUGGCUCAAGGACAUGCCGGCGGUUGCGUAGAUUGAUUCGAUCAAUCGAUUUGUUCCUUUUGGGCUCGGCUUGAUUCGGCACGUUUAGGGACGUAUUCAACACUAUCCAUCCUUACAUACGGUACGCAUAUAUAUAUAUAUAUAUAUACCAUUCUGGUUAUUGAAUUUUUGUUGGUGUUCUGAAAAUUUUUAAUUGGUAUAAUUAAUUAUAUAUUAUGUCGUAUUAUUAUUAUUAUUAUUAUUAUUAUGAUUAUUACAUUCUACUUUACCCUCUUCAAAAUAUUACAUUGUCUUCUUGUUCGGAAAUUCUUAUGUGCUGUUAAAAGCUUGUGAGGUUUAAUAAAAUGCUACUUUUGUUA